AUGUCUAACACGAUAGAUACGUCCAAGUUGGCCUUGAUCCCUCAGGGGGCGGCCUAUGGCCUUCUCAUUGGUCUCAGCGUGGUGUUCUGCGGUGUCAUUUUGAUUGCCGUCAAGGUACAGAAAGCGUAUCUUGCUGAAGAUUCUGGAAAGUCGGAAAUGUUCAUGGUCGCCAAUCGCUCCGUAGGGAGAGGAUUGUGUGCAUCCGCAGUCUUCAGCUCCUGGAUGUGGAUCAACGAGACGGUAUUGUGUGCGGCUAUGACAUAUAGAUACGGUCUUGCAGUGCCUCUGUGGUGGGGAUCUGGUCUAUGCUUCCAAAUUGCACUGAUGGCAGCACUCGGUGUUAUGGCCAAGAUUCGAGUCCCUUAUGCUCAUACCUCGCUUGAAGUCGUUCGGAUGCGCUAUGGCAAGAUUGGACAUCUCGUGUUUAUUGUGCUCAACCUCGUCAACAACGUCUUCGGCUGCGCCUCGAUGAUUAUGACGGGCUCUCAGCUUAUUCAUGGUGUUUCUGGCAUGCACUAUGUAGCAGCAACUAUUCUCGUUCCCCUUGGAGUUGUCCUCUAUACAGCCGUCGGUGGCUUGAAGGCCACAUUCCUGACAGACUUUUUGCACACGGCCAUUGCCCUCAUUCUCAUCAUCUAUUUCACGAUCGCUGUUCUCACAAACUCAGCCAUUGGUGGGCUAGGUGGUUUGUAUGAUAAAGUUACUGCAACAGCUGCGGAUAAUUACAUCCCCGGCAACUACGAAGGUUCACUUCUCACAUUCAAGUCCAAGGAUGCAAUUAUUUGGGGGUUGAUUCUCAAGUUUGGAAACCUGGCACUUGUCGUUAUGGAUACCGCAUUUUGGCAAAAGUCCUUUGCGACAGAGGUCAAGGCAACAGUGCCAGGAUACAAUAUCGCUGCAUUGGCUGUUUUCGGUAUUCCCUGGGGUCUGGGCACAGUCAUCGGGUUGGCAACGAGAGCAAUUCACGAUACACCAAUCUUUCCGACCUACCCUGGUCUGCUUACUGCCACUGAAGUCAGCUCGGGCAUGGUGAUGCCAUAUACCAUAAAAGCACUCAUCGGAGACAAAGGAAUUAUUGGAUUCUUCUUCCUUUUGUUCAUGGCUUUGACGAGUACCGUUUCCUCCUCAAUGAUUGCCGUCAGUAGCAUCUUGUCUUAUGACAUCUAUAAGACAUAUCUCAACCCGAAAGCUACCGACAAGCAAAUUGUGGGAGUGAGCCACUUGACUGUUGUUAUCCACGGCGUCUUUAUCACCGGAAUUUCCAUCGCUCUAAACUACGGAGGAGCAAACAUGACAUGGAUCGGGUACCUGAGACCCAUCAUCUCAUGCCCUGGAAUCAUUCCCAUGAUUCUCACUUUAUUCUGGUCUCGGCAGACCCGGAUAGCUGCAAUUGUCUCUCCCGUGCUUGGCUUCUUUUCAGGCCUCGCUGUCUGGUUGGCAACAACCAAAUAUAUGUAUGGACAUAUCAAUAUCACAACCACUACAAAUCCCUAUCCAGCACUAUAUGCAGCCAUCGCUUCCUUCUUCACGCCGGCUCUCUAUUCCGUUGUCCUGUCACUCUAUAAGCCUUACAAGUUCGACUGGAGGGUGUUCCUUCGAAUUGAGCUCGCAGAUCAAGCAGAAAUCCAGUCGCCCUCAGACACAAGCACAUUGAACGAGAGCAGCGAGGAAGACCACGAAAAUGAUUCGAAGCGCGUCGCUGGAUGUGUCAAACCGGUUGUGGAUAGCCAACCAGAAAACAUUGAAAACGACGCAGAGCAGAUUGGCGACAUCAGCGAAAAGAAUACUACGAAGAAAGCUUCGUCGCCAUCUUCCGUGGAAAUCAGCCUCGAUGAUAUUCAGCACCCAUUUGAUGACGCAACAUUGAAAGAGCUGUACAGAUGGCUCAAGAUUGCAUGGUACAUGUUCGGAGCUAUCGUGCUGAUCACGUUCGUUGCUUGGCCUCUUCCACUGUAUCGCGAUUAUAUCUUCACAAAAUCAUUUUUUGCGGGGUGGGUAGUUGUCGCCAUAAUCUGGCAGUUCGCUGCCUUUGGGGCGGUCGUGAUUUUCCCACUUUAUGACGGACGGCAGGAUAUUGCGAUCGGUGCGAGGGGUAUCUGGAAGUCUUCUAAAGACCUCACAACUCUGCCUGUCGAAUCCCAAAAUAUUUACGACGACCCAGAUUUCUUUGAGUAUGGAAAUCUCCCUCGAUCUCAACACGGUCUGCAGGCCGCACCGAAAUGGCCUAUCCUGGAGGGGAUGAUCCUCAGUACCAAGUUCUCUCCCAUAGGGCCAUCAGAAAAUUCUCUGAAAGGAUCUCUGAUUCUCGACUUAGGAUGUGGCUACGGCUGGUUCAUACGCUGGGCCCGUGAGAAAGGCGCUGCUUACGUCAAAGGAGUCGAUAUUUCCCAAAACAUGAUCAACCGAGCAAAGGAGUUUGAGACUGAGAUCAAUCACCAAACGAGGAACGGGGUGGUGGCAUCAGCCCCUGCUACUGAAGUCAUCUUCGAAAUCCACGAUCUAGAAACUAUAACCUUGAGCCACCAGCCCAAACAUGAGCUGUAUGAUAUGGUUUAUAGUUCCCUGACUUUUCACUACGUUGAGGAUAUGGUGAUGAUCAUGAGCGAGGGGGGGAGAUUGAUCUUCUCCGUUGAACACCCUAUUGGAACCGCCCUAGUCUACCCAAAGCCGGGCUUCAGGGUGAUACGGGAUGCAGGUGCAGACCGGAAGGUGUGGCCAUUGAAUUCUUAUAGCAGCGAGGGCCUGCGCUUGACUAGCUGGCUGGGAGCAGAGGGAGUAAGGAAAUAUCAUCGCACUGUUGAGACCUAUGCCACAGCUUUGCUUGAGAAUGGGUUUGUGUUGACCGGAUUGAAGGAUUGGUGUCCUUCAAAGGAGAGUGUCGCAGGUCAAGCAGACUGGAACAUUGAGGGAUAUCGUCCCUACUUUCUGCUGAUUUCUGCUGAGGCAAAGCAAUGA
Penicillium samsonianum is the source of this 2955-nucleotide messenger RNA. Its product is annotated as Sodium/solute symporter. The transcript is spliced from 6 exons. Lineage: Eukaryota; Fungi; Ascomycota; Eurotiomycetes; Eurotiales; Aspergillaceae. The record is from RefSeq and is a predicted model, not a curated record. Gene Ontology annotation, cellular component: plasma membrane. Gene Ontology annotation, molecular function: urea transmembrane transporter activity; S-adenosylmethionine-dependent methyltransferase activity. Gene Ontology annotation, biological process: urea transmembrane transport. The coding region runs from base 1 to 2955 and encodes 984 amino acids.